Molecule: messenger RNA, 4242 nt
Organism: Closterium sp. Yama58-4
Lineage: Eukaryota; Viridiplantae; Streptophyta; Zygnematophyceae; Desmidiales; Closteriaceae
Source: the annotation of a GenBank genome assembly
AUGGGCGCGUGCAUGAGGGGUGGGGCAGGCAGAAGAGAGGCGAGGGCGAGGGGAGAGGAGGUGAGAGGGGGGAAGGAGGAGGAGGGGACUGAGGAAGAGGAUGGGGCAGGCGGGGAAGCAGGGCGAGCGCAGGAGGAGAGGGAGGGUGGCGCAACAGGUGGCAGGGCGCUUGUGCCUGCUGCAGGGGGCGCGCACUCACGUGCAGGGGAAGCAACGGGGGGAGCAGCGGAGGAGGGAGUGGGGAAAGCAGGAGGAGCAGCAGUUGAAGGAGGCGCAGAAGGGGAGGUGGAGAGUGCGGGGGUGCGGUGGGUGGUGGAGGCAUACGGUGCCAUGCUGCCCGCACUGCAUCGCAUGCUCUCCCACUCACACCCUCGCCUCGUGCUCGCUGCCCUCACCACCAUGCACCACCUCCUCACUCUCGACCCGCUACCAGCAGCCAGUCGCAUUGCGCGCAUGUCUCUGCCUGCCUUCGCCCGCCUGCUGCACGCACACCCCCUCCCUCUUCCGCUGCACGCCCCCUCCUUGCCUGGCGCUUCCCCUCCGCGUUCUCAGCGCUGUGCUUGCCUCUCCGCGGCCAUCCUUGUCCACCUCGCCGCCUCAUCCUCGCCGCGCCUCUCCGCCGUCCUCGCCCUCCCCCUUGUGCGCCUCUGGCUCUCCCACGCCGCUGCCACUGCUCAUGCCACUGCUCAUGCCACUGCUCAUGCCACUGCCACCGCCCAUGCCACGCCCACGGCUACUGCCACUGCCAGCAAUGGUGCUCUCGGUGGUGACAGCGGGGGGCGGGUGGGCACGCCCGGAGGCGAGGGUGCAGUGAGGGGGGGGGGUGCUGCGGGGGAGAGCACAGGGCAAGGGGAGCGAGCAGCGGGGCAAGGGGAGCGAGCAGCGGGGGUAAACGCAGCACACCCCACGCCCUGUGCCGGCCACCGCUUGCCUGUGUGCCGCCUCUCUCCGCAGCCUAACUGCCGUCUCUCCUGGCAGCAGCGGGCAGCGGCGCUGCUGCUGUGCCUGGCAGCGCGCUCCCUUGACCUGCUGCUCCUCGCCUCCUCCCCGCCCUCCCUCGCUCUGCUCGUCGCCGCCGUUGGGGGUGCCGGUGGUGGCGGUAAAGACACUGAAGGUGCAGGCAGUGGGGGCAGUGGGGGCAGUGGGAAAGGGGGAGGGAGAGUGCGGGAUGGCGAGAGGGAAGCAGCAGAGGGAGCAGGAGAGCUGCCAGUGCAGACAGGGAGGUGUGUAAGAGGUGGAUGGGGAGGCGCAGAGAGGGGGGAUGGAGUGCAUGACCCACAUGGCAGGGGCAGCAGCGAGUGCACCUGUGACUGCAUGUGCACGUGCACCUGCGUGGGUGCCUGUGCCACCGUGCGUGCAGCCCCACGGUCGUCCCACGGGGCGGUGGCAGCGGGGAGGGUGUGGGGAGCACACGCACUGGCAGGCAUGGCGGGGCAGCGGCGGGCGCGGAGGGGCAUUGUGCACGCGGGGGGCGUGCAGGCGCUGCUGGCGCUGCUGGGGGAUGCCCUGGCGGGGGAGAGGAGCCCUGGGGAGGGGUGGGUGGGGGAGGGUGGGGAGGAGCGGUUGCAGGGAGUGGGAAGGGGAGGAGCCGGUGAGAAGGGGGGAGAAGGGGGUUGGGGGGACGAGGAGCGAGGUGGAGAGGGCGAGUGGCAGCAGGUGGCGCGCGAGGUGCUGCUGCUGCUGGCGCGCUGUGGGCAUGGCAAGGAGGAGCGCGAUGAGGGGGGCGAUGGUGAGGGGGAGGGCGCGCGGGCAGUGGUGGAAGAGGUGGUGCGGGUGCUCAGAAGCACGGAGGGGCGGGUGGAGCGGACAGGAGGGAUGGAGCGGACAGGAGGGAUGGAGCGGACAGGAGGGAUGGAGCGGGUGGAACCAGGAGGGGAUGGGGAGAGGGGGAAGGAGCAUCAGCAGGGCAGGCACCAGCAGCAGGAGCAGGAGCGGCAGUGGUGGAGGGGGCAAGUGGGGGUGGUGCGGCAGCAGGCGGCAGUGGUGGAGGUGCUGUGUGAGGUGGCGGGCACUGCAGCCGGGCUGCACGCUGCCGUGGCUGGCGGGGCCGUGGCGGCUGUGAGUGGCAUGAUGGCCGUGCUGGCAGUGGCAGAGCGAAAGGGGCGCGAGGGGCUGCAGGGCGAGCAGGGGAGUGAGGGGCUGCACGGCGAGCAGGGGAACGGCGAGGAGGCGGAUGGCAGCAGGGGGGUGGCACCGGGGCCGUGCAAAGGGAGGCGUGCAGGUGAGGAGGAGGAGAGGGGUGAGGAGGGGGCCGUGUGGGUUGAGGGGGUGAAAGUGGAGGCAGGAGAUGGGGAGAGCAGGGGAGGGGGAGAGUGGAGGGCAGUGAUGAUGGGAGUGAAGGGCGAGGAGGAUACGGAGGAGGAGCAGGAGGAUGACGAUGAAGGAAGGGAGGAGGGAGAGGAUGGGUGGAGCGAGGAGAGUGAGGAGAGCGAGGAGGAUGAGACGCCUCUGUGGCAUCUAUGGCAGAUGCAUAUCGACGGGCAUGUGCAUGGGCAUGUGGAUGGGCAUGUGGAUGGGCAUGUGGAUGGGCAUGUGGAUGGGCAUGUGGAUGGGCAUGGUGAUACAGGUAGGCUUGCUGCGAUGGGCUCGGAUGGUGGGGCGAGUGCGAAUGACAGUGACAUGGAUGAAGGGGAGGAGGAGGAGGAGGAGGAGGAUGAGGAGGAUGAGGAGGAUGAAGAGGGUGAGGAGUGGGGAGGAGAGGGAGCUGGGGGGGCCGAUGGGGAGGGCGAGGAGGGGGGAGAAGAGGAGGGGUGGGGAGGGCAGCGCGGGGAGGCUGGGCGUUCACAGGUGCAGCUGAGGCUGCUGCAGACUCUGUUUGGUGGGGGAUUGGGCCGUGGGGCAUGGGCGAGUGAGAGCAGUAGUGAGGAUGAGGGUACUGAGGAGAGCGAGAGUGAGGAGAGUGAGAGUGGAGAGGGCGAGGAAGAGAGUGAGAGUGAGGAGAGUGAAGGGAGCGAUGAUGAGGCUAAGGAGCGUGAGGAGAUGGAGGGAGAUAUUGAGGGCGAGAGUAAGGAGAGUGAGGGCAAGAGGGAGGAUGUGAAUGACCAAGAGGGCGACCGUGAGAGUGGGGAGAGUGAGCGAGGGGGUGCGGACCUGAGUGAUGGGGAGGGCGGGGGCAUGGCAGGGGAGGGGAGUGGGGCGGGCGAGCACUGGGCGCGUGCUGCUGUGGAUGGCAGGCGGGGCGCUGGAGAGGAUGUGGUGGAUGUGGAGAUGGGAGGGGCGGGGGGGCGGGGGAUUGAUGGGCGAUGGUGGGCAGGUGGAGUGGAUGACGAGAGCAAGGCUGUGGAAUGCCGCAUUGAUGGUCCUGUUGGCGUUGAUGGCGCUGACGGUGCUCUGGCAGCAAACUCGGCGGCGGUGGUGGCAGCAGCACAGGGGGUUGAGCGGGAGAGAGUAGCGAUUGGCAGGGGCGAUGAUGGCAAGGGACAAGGGUGCGUGGCGGACGAGCGUGGUGUCAGUAGCUGUGGUGCGAGGUGCAGUGCGGUGGCCGUGCGGGAUGCACGUGAGGGGGAGGGCACAGAGAGCGGGCAUGUGAUGAGGCGGCAGGGCGGGGCAAAGCGCAAGGCCCAGGCAGAUGAGGGGGAGGAAGUGGGGCGUGAGGGAUGCAAGAGUGCUGCAGUGGCUGUGUGCUGGGAGAGGGGCAAGGAUAUGCCAGUGGAAGGGGAGGAGAGGUGUGGGGGGAACAUACGGGGGAAUGAGCGAGGGCUGGAAGAUGCGUGUGGAGGGGAGGGAGCAGCAGCAGCAGGUGCAUCAGCAUCACAGGCAGGGGCAGAGCAGGGUGGGUGGGAGAAGCAAGGGGCGUGGAGGGCAGAGGAAGUGGAGGCACUGAGGGAGGAGGGCCGGCGGGAGCAGCGCCUGCUGUGGCGGCGCUGUCUGCACCUGCUGGCGCUGCUCUCCUCCGAUUGGACGGCAUGCUCCCACGUGGUGCAUGUCGGCCUGCUGCCUGCCCUGCUGCAAGCCAUCGCCCGCCACCCCUGGCAGCGACACCCUGAGGUGGGCUCUGAGGGCACCGGGGGCACUGUGCUGAGCAGAGCCGGGGAGGGAGCGGCAGCGGUGGAGGUGGUGAGCAACGUGGUGAGGGUGCCGUGGCUGAGACACAGGGCUGCAGAGGCAGGCGUGCUGGCAGUCAUGCAGAGGGCAGCGAGACUCAUGCAGGGGCGGGGCGGGAUGGUGCAUGGUGAGGCGAGGAGGCAUGCGGUGCAGGCAGUGAUGCGGCUGUGCGAUGUCAAGUAUGCCGUGCAUGGCUGA